Molecule: messenger RNA, 8592 nt
Organism: Pelobates cultripes (western spadefoot toad)
Lineage: Eukaryota; Metazoa; Chordata; Amphibia; Anura; Pelobatidae
Source: the annotation of a GenBank genome assembly
CGCCGGUACUCCUUGGCGAGUUCGCCUUCGAGCAGAGCGCCUAUUGGCUGGUGAGUGGAGCUGUGCGGGUCACGUGACAGCAGGCUUGCUGCGGCGCCGGUAGUGACGUCAGAUCGAAGCGGUGCGUCUGUGACAGAAGGCACCGGGAGGGCACGCUCGAUCCGAGGAGACACCGGGCAGUCCGAGCUCGGACACGGCUGUCCUCAGCGACCGAUCAGCGGCGGCCCCGGACGGAGCGACCCAGCGGCCGGCGGAGUAUCCAGCGCUGUGCGAACUGCUCCAUCAGCUCCCCGGGGAGGGGGACCCGUCAUGGGUGGCAGCAGCUCGAGGGCCCGAGGUUUGUGGCCCUUCUCCUCCCCAGGACCCGAGACCUCACCCAACACCGAGCAGAGCCUGGCACGGAUCCGCAAGGCCACCCCGUUCAUCUUUACCCGGCGCGGGUGAGGAGCGGAGGGGCAGCAGAGGGGGCGGUGGGGGCUGGCUGUGUCCAUGGCAGGAGCUGCUCACAGAGGGCGCACUGUGUGCCCUGCAUGCCAUGAAACCCAGGGAGGAUUAACUGGGGGUAACUGUGCGGAGCUGGGGGUGACUGUGCGGAGCUGGGGGUGACUGUGCUGGGGGUGACUGUGCGGGAGCUGGGGUGACUGUGCGGAGCUGGGGUGACUGUGCGGGCUGGGGGGAGCUGUGCGGCUGGGGGUGACUGUGCGGAGCUGGGGGUGACUGCGGAGCUGGGGUGACUGUGGAAGCUGGGGGGCUGUGCUGGGUGCAGGACUGUGCGGAGUGACUGUGCGGAGCUGGGGGGGACUGUGCGGAGCUGGGGGUGACUGUGCGGACUGUGCGGAGCUGACUGUGUGCGGAGCUGGGGGGGUGACUGUGCGGGCUGGGGGUAACUGUGCGGAGCUGGGGUGACUGCGGAGCUGGGGUGACUGUGCGGAGCUGGGGGGGGGGGUGACUGUGCAGGGUGGGCAGAGCUGGGGUUAACUAUGGCUGGUGCUGGAGUUUGGUUCUGACAUGCAGUGAACAUGAGUGCAUGAAGUAGUAGUGUUCUAGAACUCCUAGUGACACUUGGUAAGGCUGAGGAAGCUUCUUGAGAGUUGGAGUUUUAUUACAGUGUAAGUGGGCUGCCUUUUGGCCUCACUGCCUUACAUGCUCCCAUUGCACAUUGCCUGUUUCAUAUUCAAGUAAAUAUUGUAAACUAAAACCUUGACAGGGUCAUGCAUUAUGAUGUUUAAGUUGUUUUGUUUUAAACUAACAUUACUGUCCUCCACUCGGGAAGAUGUUUUUUAAAAGCUAGUUGGGUUAUGCCAGCCCAGUCAGAAAAGAAAGCAUUUUAUGUACCUUCUAUCCCCUGGCCUGCCUUUCUCACCGUGGGCGACGCUCAUCCUCUGGCUGAGAUUAUCACAAAUGAUGUUCUCAGCCAAUCCAAUGCUUCCUGUAGGGUAGCAAUAGUCACACUGUGCAAUCUGCAUCUUAUUGUAGAGAUGCAAUAACUCCAUGUAUCACUAUGGGAAACGUUAAAUGUCUCCAUGCAGAGUGUGGAGACCCUGAAGAGCGGUGAAGAACUUUAAUUGUGAAGUGCCUUUUUUUAUAGGCAAUGUCAACAUUAUCAGUUAGCAUAUCAAUGAUUCUCCUUGGGCUCUGGAUUCUAGAUACAUUUUAACCCCUUAAGGACCAAACUUCUGGAAUAAAAGGGAAUCAUAUGUCACACAUGUCAUGUGUCCUUAAGGGGUUAAAUAACCAAAAUUCAUCCAUGCUCAAUGCUGUUGACUCUACUUAAAGGACCUCUCUAGGCACCCAGACCACUUCAGCUUAAUGAAGUGGUCUGGGUGCCAGGUCCAGCUAGGGUUAACCCAUUUUUUUUUAUUUUUUAUAAACAUAGCAGUUUCAGAGAAAGAGAUGUUUAUGAAUGGGUUAUGCCUUCCCCCAAAGCCUCUAGCGGCUGUCUCAUUGUGAAAAUCACAGUGAGAGCACGCAAGCGUCCAUAGGAAAGCAUUGAUAAUGCUUUCCUAUGCGACCGGCUGAAUGCGCGCGCAGCUCUUGCCGCACGUGCACAUUCAGCCGACGAGGAGGAACGGAGGAGGAUCGGAGGCAGAGAGCUCCCCGCCCAGCGCUGGAAAAAGGUAAGUUUUACCCCUUUUCCCCUUUCCAGAGCCGUGCGGGAGGGGGACCCUGAGGGUGGGGGCACCCUCAGAGCACUAUAGUGCCAGGAAAACGAGUAUGUUUGUUUUCCUGGCACUAUAGUGGUCCUUUAAGUGGAAUUAUAGUGAAUGAUUAUGCAUGCUUCUUUUGCAUUUGAAUGAUAAAACAUAAUGCUUAGGUGGCUGUCUGUGGGUGUAUUGCAGUACAUUUUUUUUUUUUUUUCUGCUGGGUGAUUUGCAGCUUUCUAUUUGAAGUUAGAAAUGGUGCUGCAGGUUUUGCACAACUGUGAUGUAAAAAUACAAAAGCAUUUCAGUUUUUGGUUUAUUUUUUUUAAUGAUGCCCCACCCCCUCAAUGGGAGAAUUAACUCGCUUUAUUCCACAACAAAAAUAAGCAGCGGUUUGGCUCAGCAGAUAUUUGAUCAAACUUGACUUGACAGAGGUUUUGCCCAUUCAUAGUUUAGAAUAUAGUUCCUACAAUGAGCAAACUGUAGUGUGUGAGAAUGAUUGGCUCUCUAGCAUUCCAGAACUUUAUUAAUUUGGGUUUCCUUUUAGAAAUGCCCCUGGAAAUUAUUUAGCCUGUGUUUAGCUUGUGCUCAGCUCAGAAUCUAGUUUCACCCUGCUCUGGAUGCCAUUCCAGUUAACUGCUCAGAAUUUAUAAACCUUUUUUUCUGGUAUAUGCCCUAAUGAUAAUAAAAAUAAAGACUAACACCGCACAGCAGGGUUAACUGUGAGUACAUCUGAUAUCCCAGACUGUGGGCAGUGAAGCGUUGAUGGAAAUUUAACAGAAGAUUAUAUUUCUCCCUUUGUCAUCUUGCUUAGACAGGUUACUAGUUUAUGAUUAACAUUUGACAUCAAUUCUGCAGGUCUAAUUAUGUAUCUAGUUAAAUCAACAGAUCUGGCCAAAGUCCUUUCCUUAAUUAUAGGUAGAAAUACAUAAAUUUACAUGGAACACGUGUGAAGCUUUGGAAAUGGCUGUUAACAAUUUUAUUAUCAACAUCUUUGGAGUUGGGUUACAAUAGUUCAGUGUAACCCAUAAGUGCCUUCAACAGAUAAGGGAGAGCACCAAUCAGAACAGUCCAUAUCUGAUAAUAUAUUAAAUUAAAAUGGGGAUUGUCACUUGUUUGGAAUUUGCACAAUUGAAUUAAUGUUGAAAAUUGCCUAAACAUGUGUUAACUAUUUUUGUUGAUGAAGUACAGUUUUUUCUUUUAAAGGAACGCUAUAGCGCUAGGAAUAUAAAUAUUUAUUACGCACACUAUAGAGCCCUAGGGUUCAAAGUUAACUCCUUGAGAGUUAAUUACCUUGCUCCUGUGCGGCUGAUCCUGCCUACUUGGCUGAGAUAAUAGUUGUCAAUGAUUUCACUCCAUCCAAUGCUUUCCCAUAUGAAAGAUCUGGGAGGCUACUGCACAUGCACAGCCAAACACCAUACUGUGCCAAUCAGAUCGCCUCUUUGAGACUAUCUGAUAGAAAUAGUGGAGUUUUAAAUCACUAUUUCAUGGAAGCACCUCUAGUGGCUGUCAUAUGGAAAGUCACUAGGGCAGGUGAACCCUGCAAAGAAAACAUUGCCUUUCCUGCAGAUUGGCAAUGGUUUCAGCUGUAGGGUUAAAACAGGGGGGACAGGAGAUGAUGUGAUCUAGGUGCCUAUAGUUCUUAUCUACAUAUGUAUGCCUCCACUAUAUUCUGUGUAAUCAUUGUGUGGUGCAUGUUCUUUAUGUAUGUUUCCUUUUUCUACAGCUCCAUGUAUUUUGAUGAGGAUGGUGAUCUGGCCCAUGAGUUCUAUGAAGAAACAAUUGUGACGAAGAAUGGCCGUAAACGUGCAAAGCUGAAACGUAUUCAGAAGAACCUAAGACCCCAGGUAACUAGCAUGUUUAAAUGCAAAUCUUAGUGAAAGCAAACUGGAUGAAGGGAGAGUGGGGUGAUUUAGAGAAGGUCGUGGAAAGUCAAAAUAGAAGACUUGAGUGAAGGGGGACUGAGUAACAGAACUCUUUUCUGUCGCUCUGUGCUCUUAUGUCACAUAGAAAGUCAAGAGGUUGACAUUUGACUUACAGGGACCUUAUGAUGCAACAAUCUCCUUGGUUUGGUUAUAAGUCAAUAUUGGCAUUGCCUCUUCAUUGGUAUUUUUCCUUACAUUCUCCUGUUUUCUUUGCAGAUACAGACAGAUGACAGAUUAAUCAUCUGAUAGGAUUGUGAUAGGAUUGUAGAGGUCCACUGUAGUCUGUUUUAUUUAUUUAUUUAUUUAUUUAUUGGGGGGGGGGGAGGAUCUGUUGAAAACUUUUUACAAGCAGAAUAUCAAUUUAGAUAGGUGACUUGUGUGUCGCUGUGAUUUGCAAAGCAACAAAGUUAAGAUAAAUACUUACAUUGUCCCUGACACCCAACAGUAUUUGGAGAAUGUGAUGUAAUGUCUGUACAACGAACAGCGGUAAAAGGGAACAGUGUAUCUCUUUUAUGCCUCUGCAGAGUGUAGACCCAUCUACUUGCUUGCAGCCUCUGUUGGCUGUCCAGGUGAGCUAUUUAGGUAUCUUUUGACUGGUGUGGAUCCAGGUUAUAGAGAGUAUUCUCCUGAAUUGUAAUCCUUUAUAUUCCAGGGAAGUCCUUGAACGCAGGCACACCAGAUUAGAUACCCGAAUAAUUUUAGUGUUUAUUGUGGACUGGCUUUUUUUAAAUUUAUUUAUUUAUUUCCUGGUUUAUUUGGGGGUUAAUGUGUGGGGUUUUCUUUUUUCCUAUUCACAGAAAACUAUUCCAUCAAUUAUUUAUUUUAAGUUAUGUAUUUCUAAACAGGGCUUGCUAAACGUCAAGAUUCGCAUUACUGUGAAAAUUAAUGCCUUUGAUUUAAUUUAUUUUAAAACUGAUACAAAAAUAAAUAAAAAUCUUAAUAAUAAAGUGCAAUGAACGUUGAAACCUGAUUGUAAGUAUUUUAUACAGACUUGUUCUCCAUUCUCAACAGCUCCUAUAAAUGUGUCUAGAGGUUGGCUCAUGAAUUCUGUAUCCAUUUACUUUUUAUCAGUCCUUUAGGCAGGGUGUGGGAUUAAUUUUUAACCAGCAGAGAUUGAGAGAUUGGUUAACAAAUUGUUGCAAUGUAGAUAAACCCCAUCAAAGAUGGUAUUUAACAAGAAACGGGAUUCAGAAAUGAAAUGUGCAUUUUAUUUCGUUCUGGCACUCAGUGAUACUGUUCCACUUUUCUGGACUGAGGCACAAUUCAGUAAUACUAAAAUUUCCAAGGCACAAUCACUAUUUCGCCUUAACCCCUUAAGGACACGUGACAUGUCAUGAUUCCCUUUUAUUCCAGAAGUUUGGUCCUUAAGGGGUUAAACAGUCAACUGGUUGUUUGUUUAUAAUUACUGUAAAUGAGUGUCAUUCAAAAUAAAAAAAAUAAAAAAUAUUUGAAUUAUUUAUGGAAAGGCAUUUAAAAAAACAAACAGCAACGUUUUCAUGUUGAAGUGUGCCUGUGAGAGUUUCAAUGUUUAUUUAAAUAAUUUAAAAAUAAUGAUUCUUUGUCAUAUUGAAUGUUGAUAAUAAAUGAUGGGUUGGUGAGCAUGGGAGAUGCUGAGUAAAAUUUUUUUACAGGGAAUUAAAAGGGUUAACUAGGCCGGGUCCAUACAGACACUGGGAUAUUUUUUACAAACUCUCAUAGAUUUUUACAGGUGCAAACACGAUUAAGUACUCUUGCAAAUUCUCUCCUAUACAUUCUUACGACAUACCUCCCAACUGUUCUGGAUUUGAUGGUACUGUCCUAAAUUUAGGGACAUCUCCCACAUCUGUGGACACCAUGGAAUGUCCCCAAUCUACAUUGCCUAAGUACAUCAAAAUAUGUGCUCCAGCUAUGAAAAAUGCAUUUUGUGCUUUUAGUCCAGGCCUAAAAUGCUGCAAAAGCACUCUGUGCAUGGGACUGGGUUAGCAAGUAGUGCCACCUAUGUGCCAGAGGAGUGGUAUGUACCUACCACUGAUGUUGCCUAAGUCCUUUAUGCAGCAUAAUUCAUCUGUCUUACUGUUCCAACCUGGCUCAGCAUACAGUGGUCCGCACCAGCCCCACAAUACUAAGCCAAAAGAUGUUCAGGGAAAGUCUGUCUGCUGCAGGACAAUGGUUUAAAAGCAUUGCUAAAUUUGGAUCCAUGUCUUGCACCAGCAGGUCUUGAUAUGUUCCAUAUGUCUCCCUUUUAAAAAGGCUUCUAAAGAUGCAUCACUCAGCAUUAUUCGUGGAUAUAUAUUUAUUCCCAUUCAAUGUUGGAAAGUAGAAAUACAGCCCAGGCCAUGCACCUUUCCCCUGCCUGUGCGAAUUGUAACCACCUGCUUCCUCGUCCCCACCAUCCAGACAGUCAUUGUGACACUAUCUUAUAGGAAGUACUUUAAUUUGCUCCCAGGAGUGCUCCCAGACUGCAUGAUUCACCUUCACAGUGAGGGUUGAACAGUACAUCAAGGCACUGCAGAAAGUAGAAAACGGUCAGUUCACCAGCAGCCCUCAACUGAAACAGGUCCUACAAGGUGCAGGGAGAACUGCACAGACCACAACAAACAGCCAGUAAGACUAGCUGAGAAAUGUAUGCGGGGAGAGAGCAAGUUCAUCUCUACUCUUAGAUAAGAAAGCAUUAAUCAAUGAAAUUAACACUGCAGUGUCCCAGUUCUUGUCUGUAACUAUUAGGACUUUCAAUGUUAAGAGCAAGAGAGUACUGUGAACUGACAACAGCUCAAAUAACCUGUACUUCAGUGGGUCCCCGCUCAGAACUCCAGCUAAUUUUGUGCCAUUAAAAAAAGAACCAGGGUCAUUUGCAUAUCAGACUAAUCCCUUCCAAAAGGGGGGGGUCCAGAUCCAAAACGCAGGCCGGCUCUCUGCACAAGAGAUACAGCAUCCCCAGACGAUCGUUUCACCCUUGUUGGGCUCUCUGUUAUGAUAUGUCUGUAGGCACCGUAACCAAGGGGUACACGUCUAGAUUACCCUUUUAACUUAGGGAGAGCAAAAAACAAGAUACAAGAGAGUACUGUGAACAGACAACAGCCCACAUAGCCUGCCCUUCAGUGGGUGUUUAAAUGUUAAGCCUUGAUGUUAUGGAGUUGGUCAGCAAUGUGAGUUGAAAAAUUACUUAAUUUUUAUUUUUAGAAGCUUUUUGUUCCAGAGGUGACCUCCUGAUAUUUUAGUAUAAAUACUUUAAUGCUCCUCUGUUGAAAGCUGAAACUAAAUACAUUUUGUUUUCUUCCCAUACAGGGCACAAUUAAAUUAGACCAUCCGUGCAUCCAUGUGGACUUUCCUGUUGUACUAUGUGAAGUCUGAUGCAGGUUACCACCCCUGCCUGCCACGCUGUGCCCUGCUCCACAAACCUCUAUGACCCUCGCCGUACUCCUGACAAGGGGACAGGAGCCUAUAUUAAUAUGCGGGGAUCCACCAACAGUUCUCAACUAGAGAUCUAAGUGCUGCUUGUGCAGAGACACUGCCCCCGUGUGUGGUCGAGAGACAUGACCGUCCUAUGCUGCUACAACAAGCUGAAUGGUUGUCCACCUCACCGGGACCUUGCUAGGUUGUGGUCAUGUGAUAUUUUAUUGAAAUUCCUGGAGACAGUGUGAGUCGGUUAAUGGCUGGCUCCCCAAAGUUGAAUCCUCCCUCACUUUAGCCCUUACCAGAAGUGAGAGAAAGAAACUGGUCAGUUCCAGGAUGCCGUGCUGUGUUAGUCUAGACUCCUUUGCCCUGGACAGUUAAUACUGACCCACUUGGCUUCCUGUUGCAGUCCACAAUAGAAAAUCAUAGAUGAUUGGUGCCUAUGUACUUCUAGCAUUGGAUAAGCCAACACGCAGUUGAUUCCCCUCACCCCCUUAUUUUAAUAAAUUAAGCAUGGCAUGGUCUAUUGCUGUGUUAGGUUUAGCACCCCCAGUGCACAUACCGAUGUUAGAAUCCUGCACCCGUCUGCUUGUAUUAUGCUCUAACACAUGCUGGUGAAAUGUGAAAUUAUAGUAGGAUUUUUAUUAACCCUUAAUUAGCCAGGGCACUCUGCACUAAGAAGGACAAUCACCAAUGUAUCUCUGUGUCUAUGUGACGUAAUGAGUUUCUGGUAGGAGGUGCGAAGUCACGUCACUCCUCUAACAACUACAAUACAAUCAAGUGUGUACGUUUACCCUGUGCCAGGGCUCUUCCCAUCAAUGUUUAUUUAUUACAUGUAUGUUUUACUUUUGUGUUCCAUGUACGUGAGCUGAGAAACGCACCGUGCUGCUGUACCAAUCCUGGUACUGUUACCCCAUUCAUUCUAUGCCGAUGGGGCAGUGGCAGACUGGCAGCAUGGAAUGAAUGGCCCUCAAUAAAACUUAUGUUUCUAAAGCUGUGCUGGCUAUGUGUGCUGGUGAUGGGAAUCCAAGAGGUGUCAUGUUUAACAUAAAGCUAUCUCCAAACUAGAAACAAAAAACCCCUGACAAAGUAGGUUGGAUAUGAUGAUUUGUAACGGAGGGCAUAAGUGCCUAUCGGGGUGAAGAAGAAGAGGG